Messenger RNA from Callithrix jacchus (white-tufted-ear marmoset), 2838 nucleotides. Lineage: Eukaryota; Metazoa; Chordata; Mammalia; Primates; Cebidae. The record is from RefSeq and is a predicted model, not a curated record.
GAGAGACGGACGCAGAUUUCGCCCAAUGGAAAGCUCCACUCUCUUGAAGGCGGAACUAACGCGUACCUGAGGCGCGGUUCCCUGCCGGAAGCCGGAGUCUGCGGUGCUGUUGGGCAAACGCAGGUGGGCAAGGUGGACGCAGGAUGGCAAAACAGAAGAGAAAAGUUCCCGAAGUGAUGGAGAAAAAGAACAAAAAGCUGAAGAAGGUGUCAGCAGAGGGGCCACUGCUGGGCCCUGAGGCCAUGCCAGAUGGUGAUGGAACCGGCCCCCAGAGUGACACGUCCCUUCCUGUCAUCUGUGGCUGCACCUCGGGCAGGGCUGUCUUCCAGUGCUUUCCCUUACCGACAGAAUUGACUGCACUCAGAGACCAUCUAGUCCACCAGCCCUGCUGCAUGACUCCAGCACUGAAGACCUUCUGUUUUCAUAAGAACCACAUACCAGCCGGGGAAGGAAACCACAGUGAAAACAGUGGCUCAGGGACUUGUGAGAAGGGCUGCGGCAUGAGCACCGAGAAGGAAGACUGGGAUGCCGUGACCCACCACAGAGCUAAGGGGUUCUGUACUGAAGCCAGUGGGGCCCUGCGGACAAAGCAUCCGUGUCUCAAGGCUUGCCUUCUGCUAAGGAGGGUACUUCAGGGACCCCUGAGCUCCACAGAGAAGCAGACCCCACUGGGAAAGCAGUGUGAUAUCCUUUGCGAGGGGCCAUGCGUGUGCUGCAGUGUCGGGGCCCGGCAGGGGCUCCGUAUUUGUGACUGAUAUGGCGGUGAUUGUGCCAGAGGCAGGAAGCCUCCCUGGGAUGCAGUCCAGCCUGUGUGAAGACUGUGCCCCAAAUCCCACCUCCAGGGCAUGUGGGACCUUCCCUCGUGCCUGUCCGGAGGCUCAGGCUUAGGGACGGACAUCAGCUUCCUCAGCAGGCUCCUGGCCAACAGCUGGGGACACAGUACCAAGGGUCUGGGGGGUCUGGUGGUCUAGGAGCCUCUUGGCAUCCUGUGGACAGACAGGCAGAAGGGCAGGUAGAACCCUCCCAGCCCCCUCUCUCCUCCAGCUUUGUCCACGUUGCAGUCUGGUCCUGGACUUCACAACUUGCUAUAAGGAAUGGCCAGGGAUGGGUUCCUUCUGCUGGGACAGUUUGUGGGGGCAGGAAGGGCUGUAGAGCAGGGCCCCUCCCUGCCGCCUCCUGAAAACAGGCAGUGUCCUCUGCUCCCCUGUCCCUCUGCAUGGCCCAGAGCUGGCAUCUGCUGGCUAAGAUGGGCCCCGAUUGGCCUGGCCCCAAAUCUGCUAGGCGGCGUCAGGCAGCGUGGGGGUCUCAUAGGGGCCCUGCUAGAUGCACAGACACCUGUGGCCACAGCGAUGCUGCACACGUGAUCAUGGGCAGUUUUUCCAUUUCCUUCUGUGGGCCUGGGGAAAUCUUGGGGGAGGGUGGCUUUCUGGGCAGAGAUCCCGCAGUGCUGUGGGGCUUGUUCGGGAACGGAUCGGCACGCUCUCCUUGUCCUUCAGCCACUGGCUGCCAGCAAAAGCUGUGGCAGGAACUCACCGAGUUGUGUCUGCCUUAUCCCACCUUUUGAGAAGCUUCCUCUGGUGCAGCUGGCUGGUCCUCUGCGGGGCUCUUGCUCUCCUAGUGUUGUUCUGCUCGGCCCUGAAAGUGCCACCCUCACCGAUGGCCACUGGAGGGAGCUCCAGAACCGAGCCUGCCCUUGAGGCUGGCUGGAAGCCGGGGACGGCCCUGGAACUGCCUUGGGAUCAGAGUGUGUUAAAAGCUCCCUGCACUUUCAAUCUUACAGCAUGUCCUGAAGAGAGCCUCUGCCUGGGUGUUUUCAAUAUCCCUGCCCCUUCUCCAUGAGAUACUGAGCCCUGAUCUGCACUGGGGAAGCUCACUCUCUGGCAGGUGCAAUUGACUGUGUUGCCAUUGCCCCAGCAGGGAGACCACCUCCAUUGCUCCCAAAGUCCCCUCACCCCUCCAUGGGCCACGCCCUCCAAGACCCGAACCUCCGGUGAAGUGGGUUCUCUGCUCAAGUAUCCUGUGCAGCUCCGUGUUUCUGAGGUUCACCCAUGUUGUUGUGUGUCCCUGGUCAGCACAUGUUGUAUGUGUCCCCGGUUGGCUCGUGUUGUUGUGUUCCCCCAAGUUGAACCAUGUUGUUGUUCGUGUUCCCCAGUCGGCCCAUGGUAUUGUGCAUGUCCCCAGUCAGCUCUUGGUGUUGUGCAUGUCCCCGGUCGGCUCGUGGUGGUGUGCGUGUCCCCGGGGUCGGCCCGUGUUGUUAUGCAUGUCCCCAUCGGCCCGUGUUGCCAUGCGUGUCCCCAUCGGCCCGUGUUGCCUUUCGUGUCCGCCGUCGGUCUGUGUUGCCCCACGUGUCCCCAGUCAGUCCUUUUCACUGACGAGCAGCAUUCCUCCAACGCACAGGCCCCAUCUGUUUAUCUGUCCACCUGUUGCCAUGCAGUUGGGUUGCUCCAGUGUGGAGCUGCAGUGAACACUGUGUACAGUUGUUCCUGUGGACUUCAGUUCCCAUUUUUCUUGGGUAAAUGUCUAGAACUGGGACAGUGAGAACAGAUGUUAACUGUGCUUAAUUUUGGAAGUGGUGUACAUUUUGCCCUCCUCUCAGUGGCUCAGCUGCACACUUAGUGUAUGCCAGUUGCCUGGAGCUGGGCAGGAAGCCAGGCUGUCCAGCCCCAGGUCUGAAGAGGGGCCCCAAGGGGUGCCGUGGCCCCUAGAACAGGAUGGGGCCAUGAUUCCUCCUGCCUUGGGCUUUAUUGUUUCUCAGACUGGCACUGGGAAGAACCCUCGUGCCCCAAGGGACUCUGCAGAAAGUGUCCUGUGGUGACUAGGGCAGCACCUGGUUCUUUU